AGGUACGCAAGUCUGAUCGGACAAUAGAUUUAAACAUAAUGUGAUGCUAAUCUUGGAAAUCUCUGAAUUUUCCAAUUCAGCUUAUAACGCAUCCAUUAAUCACGCUACAUGAUUUAUCACGCUACAAAAUGACUUCUUUGGUUUAACUAAAUUCGUCAGUCUACAAAUGGUAACGAAUUGAAGAGGAGCAGAAUAUGGAACAUUUUAUCACCUUUUCGACAGUAUUCCUCCUUAUCUUCGGACUACAAUAUGAAGCAGGAAGUCCAAACAAAGCUACGGUCACGAAUGGGGGCAUUGAUUACAAUGAACGUUGUACUUUGAAGGACAAAUGCAAAUAUACCAACACAUCCUGCAUUGAUGGCAUCUGUCAAUGCCAACCCGGCCACGCGAUCCGUCUACGUGGCAAGCAAUUCUUAUGCGCAGAAAUUAUUCAAAUCCACAACAUUGUCACAAUCGAGGAUCAUCCCUGGGUUAUUAAGAACGAGACCUGCUUAAAAUCAUCCAGUGUGGAUAAAUCGUGUCGAAAUAGUUCUUGCAACUCUGGAUUCCUAGUCGACCUAAUUCGCAAAAUUGACCAAGACAUGAGAAAUAUGAAUAAUUGCACAAUUACGGAAGUGUCUUCGAUAGGGUCACUGGACUCGAGUACUAAUCCUCCCACGUGGAAGACUGGGAUUAUGGCAAUAGUUGCGAAUAAUCAAACUGACCUUGCAAUGGCACCAUUUGGAGUGAAGCAUUUGAGGGUCCCAGAACUCGGAAAGAUUAUGAGAUUUUCGGCCAUAUUUGUACAUAACACUAUCAGUGCUACCAACUUCAUGUUCGGGUUUCCUCUUGCGUCCGAAAUUAUUUGGCAGUUUGACCUUAUGACCUACAAACUAGCUAAGCAGCGAUAUUUAGAACAACUCCUAGAGAAAUGGUUCGUCAAUGGAACGUCAUCUUGGUCAAAGAAAAAACAGCUCACGCCUUACGAGCCAAACCGGGUUUGCAGAACCAUGUAAUGUGGAACUAAAUGGACUAAUAAUAAUCAUGCAAAUUACUAUGACGCCGCACAUUUAAAUAAACAUUUUAUUAAUCAUGCAAAUA
Messenger RNA from Folsomia candida, 1080 nucleotides. RefSeq lists its product as uncharacterized. Lineage: Eukaryota; Metazoa; Arthropoda; Collembola; Entomobryomorpha; Isotomidae. The coding region runs from base 195 to 995 and encodes 266 amino acids. Gene Ontology annotation, cellular component: membrane. The record is from RefSeq and is a predicted model, not a curated record. The transcript has 6 exons. Gene Ontology annotation, molecular function: glutamate-gated receptor activity.